CGCAUGGCGUCGCGUCACUCGUACCGAGUGGUAAUUCUACCAGCGCGUUAUCCAGUGAUUAAACUAUUUAUGUUAGACUUCCUGCUUCGGGGGUUUAGGAUGCGUGCCGUCCGGACGUUGUGUUUCUCGGUAACAGUGAUUACGCGAAUUUACAAACGUUACCAAAGGUAAACACGUUCCGUUGUAACAGAAACGAGUGCCAGUAUCUGAGCGAAAUUUUUGUGCAAAAGAAUCACGUGAUAUAUUACGGAUCGAAGCAGUUCGGUGCGAUGGAAUUAAUUGGAUGACAGUCGGUGAAAAAAGUCACGGUACCAGAGAUCUUGGCAUUUACACGAUAGAUUUCACACGCUAAUCAUUCUACGAGUUGGGAAAUAUGUCUUCCAUAUUACAAUGGCUCGAUCAUGGCUAGGAUGUUUUUUGGGCGUUUUAGUGCCAUCGGCAGUCUUUUACUUGUAUUUAUUGUUCAAUGUGCCUUCCGCUGAAAUUGGUUCCUUCAAACUCGAUGGGAAAUCGAGCUCGUUGUCCCUGGACGAGAGAACGCGAUUGCGCGUCGAUGAGCCUAGCUUCCAAAAGUUCCAUGUAGAAAAUACUCAAAUCGAGGGAAAAUGCGAUACCGUUCACAUCGCAAUGGUCUGCGCCGGAUACAAUUCGACGUUGGCCCUGGUGACAGCAGUAAAAUCCGUUUUAUUCUACCGCACUAAACCGCUGCACUUUCACUUGCUCGUCGAUGAGAUCGCAAAGAGAACUUUGACGACCCUGUUCCGAACAUGGGAUCUACCUCACGUGAACUUGACGUACUACAAGGCCGAGCGAUGGGUGCCAAGCGUGUCCUGGAUACCGAACAAGCAUUAUUCCGGCGUUUACGGUCUCCUAAAGUUAAUUCUGCCGGACGCGAUGCGGGAAGACAAGGUGCUCGUAUUCGACACGGACGUGACCGUCCUAAACGACGUUAGUUUGCUUUGGCGGAUGUUCGAGAAGUUCACGAACGAUCAGGCGCUAGGAUUGACGGAGAAUCAGAGUCAUUGGUACAUAAAGGCGCUGUCUUACGGGCAACGGCCAUGGCCAGCUCUUGGCAGAGGGUUCAACACUGGCGUGAUGCUAAUGCAGUUGCAGCAACUCCGUAACAGAAAAUUUAUGACCCUCUGGGAAACAGUUACCAAGCGUGUGCUCGCCCGCAUACCGGAAACUAGUUUAGCCGAUCAAGAUGUAAUAAAUGCGGUUAUCAAAGAGCACCCGUCUAUUAUAUAUAAAAUAGAGUGCACAUGGAAUAUUCAACUGAGCGAUCACACGAUCAGCGAUCUUUGUUACCGAGACACUAGUCAGAUAAGUAUCGUGCAUUGGAACUCUCCUCGAAAACAGGAUGUAUAUAAUAAGCACAUCAACGAGUUCCGUAAGUUGCACAAGGUCUUCCUCGAAAUGGAUGGGAAUUUGCUACGCAGACGUUUGUUCGGUUGCGAUAAGCACGACGAAACCGUGUCACAAUACAACGAAUCGAGUCCGUGUCAGGAUUUCACCAGAGGCGCAACCAUGUUGUACCGCACUCACCCUUUCCUCCUAGAGUACGAAUAUAACGUGUACGCCCCUGCAGACGUUGCUCUGGUAACUCAGUGUAGCGUGGAGAGAAUACCACUGCUGGAGGACCUAUCAAAGCACUGGCCAGGAACUAUAAGCGUCGCGCUUUACCUCACUGACGCAGAAGUGCAGAAUUUCCUCGAAUUCGUGCGCGGAUCCAUCGAAUUACGCACGAGGAAGAAUAUCGCGUACCACGUAGUCUAUAAAGAUGGGGAUCUGUACCCGAUCAAUUACCUGAGAAACAUCGCGAUGUCUUAUGUAUCGACUCCAUACAUUUUUCAACUGGACGUCGAUUUCCUGCCGCAGUACGGGCUACACGAGGGCCUCAUGAAUUACAUCUCUAAAUUAAAUAUCACCGAAUCGGACAAAGUAGCUCUGAUCGUGCCGGCAUUCGAGACCGAACGUUACAGGUUCACAUUCCCCGCUGACAAAAACGAGUUGUUGAAGUUCUUGAAACGAGGAAUUUUGUACACCUUCCGGUACCAUGUGUGGACUCAAGGCCACGCUCCCACUAAUUAUAGUUACUGGCGGAACACGAUGGAACCGUACGAAGUCUCAUGGGAACCAGAUUUUGAGCCGUACAUCGUGGUCUCGAGGCUGGCCCCUAGAUACGACACCAGAUUCGUCGGUUUCGGGUGGAACAAGGUUUCCUACGUGACGCAUUUGACGAUACUAGAUUACAAGUACAUCGUUUUACCGGAUACGUUCAUUAUCCACCGACCUCAUGCACCUAGUCUGGACAUCGGCAAGUUUAGGACUGAUUCUAUUUAUAGGAGAUGCUUGAAGAAGUUGAAGGACGACUUCGUCGAAGAGCUGCUGGCCAAGUACGGCGAGAGCGCGCUGCCAAAGUUAAAGAAGCUAACCAAAGAGGACAAAGUAUUGAAACCCGUUGGAACCAAAUAAUUGACAAUAUUUAUGAUAAAUAUUUUGGGCGAUUCCGAAGGUGUUAAUUAUAUUAUUUUCUCAAUAAAAAGAAAAGAUAUCUUGCUGAAAAAGAAAAUGAUGAAACGUUGUCCGUCCCCUGUUCCGUGGAUUAUUUGUGAAAAGAGUCGCAUUGAAGUCAAUGGGAAUGGGGUUGGGAAAUAUUUAUUAAAAUUUAACCAUCGUAGUGGAGUGUACAGAGUGGUGCUUUCAGUACAUUCUCUUAAUGUUACAGUCACGCUAGAUAUUUCAUUUAUAAAAUAUGUAUAAUAUUUACAGUGAUAGUACAUUGACAUGGCAUUAUAAAUUAUAGUCGGCCGAGAAUGUUACACCGAAACGGAACUAAAUUCGGUUGAACGCGUGGCAUGCCGCGUU
Nomia melanderi (Alkali bee) is the source of this 2868-nucleotide messenger RNA. Its product is annotated as xylosyl- and glucuronyltransferase LARGE1. Gene Ontology annotation, biological process: protein O-linked glycosylation via mannose. Gene Ontology annotation, molecular function: xylosyltransferase activity; glucuronosyltransferase activity. Lineage: Eukaryota; Metazoa; Arthropoda; Insecta; Hymenoptera; Halictidae. The record is from RefSeq and is a predicted model, not a curated record. Gene Ontology annotation, cellular component: Golgi apparatus.